Oryza sativa Japonica Group (Japanese rice) is the source of this 579-nucleotide messenger RNA. RefSeq names its product ATP synthase subunit epsilon, mitochondrial. Gene Ontology annotation, cellular component: mitochondrial inner membrane. Gene Ontology annotation, biological process: proton motive force-driven mitochondrial ATP synthesis. Gene Ontology annotation, molecular function: proton-transporting ATP synthase activity, rotational mechanism. NCBI's taxonomy places the organism in Eukaryota, Viridiplantae, Streptophyta, Magnoliopsida, Poales, Poaceae. The record is from RefSeq and is a predicted model, not a curated record.
CCCGAGAGAGAGCCCACCACCAGCAGACGCCCCCUCCUUCCCAUUCCCCAUCCCACACCGGCGGCGGCGGCGCGAGCAGCGGAGGAGAUCGGCAGCGACGAUGUCGGCGACGACGGCGGCGGUUCCCUUCUGGCGCGCGGCGGGGAUGACCUACAUCGGCUACUCCAACGUCUGCGCCGCCCUGGUGCGCCGGUGCCUCAAGGAGCCCCACAAGUCCGAGGCCGCCUCCCGCGAGAAGGUCCACUUCGCCAUCUCCAAGUGGGCCGACGGCAAGCAGGAGAAGCCGACUGUCCGCACAGAUGAUGAAUAAACAUUUGGUGCCAUGGUGACAUAGUUCUUCCUACAGAUGUUUCAAAAAUGUUCUUGCCUUUCUUGCGAGCCGUUGUACCUGAAACUUGCUGUUAUCUGGCUGGAUUUUGUGGUCAACGCUGAAGAAUAAAUUCUUUCUGUGACAGUGGAUCUGUUUGUCAUACAAUGUUAUUAUCGUUGCUAAUUGCCCUUGCUGUACUCGAUCAAUGAUGCGAACUCUUGGUACUCAAGUGAGCGUGAUCUACUUUAUGCAAUUCUUUUAUGGAUGAA